This is a messenger RNA of Plenodomus lingam JN3, 1434 nucleotides long. RefSeq lists its product as uncharacterized. The record is from RefSeq and is a predicted model, not a curated record. NCBI's taxonomy places the organism in Eukaryota, Fungi, Ascomycota, Dothideomycetes, Pleosporales, Leptosphaeriaceae.
AUGUACUGUAGCUCUUCGAAUUCAGAACGUCCUCGGCUCAAAUCCCUUCAGCCUGCAGCUCCAUCUCUUCGAUGUGAUGUUCAAAUACCUUCACAGAGCAUCACAACGGCAACAACCUCACCGGGACCCAUACUUGAGUUGACGAUGCAACGAACGAAACAGCCUUACGGUUUUGGACCCGCUGCGGCAUCGCAAGAACUCCCCUUCCCAGCACAUGCGAAUUUGACCGCCGCAGAAAUCUUGACUUUCUUGCCGCAUAGCAUAGGGAAUGCCGACAUUUUAUACCGCCUCGUAUCCAAUGGCGGAACGCGACGCGUGUUCUCAGCCAUCAUCAAUACGCAGCGCCUCCUGCUCUUACAAUGGAGCCUCAAUAACUGCGGCACCACAAUGUAUAAGGCGAUGAAUGAUGCCGGAUACGUGGGCUGGACAGUUGGGAACCAUGAUUUUUGGCAUAAUUCGAAGAAGGCGACUUGGCGUGAAGAGAAUCUCAACGUGGCAGGCUGUCGACAGCCGGGCGAGAUCAACGGAAGUCGAACGCUAGCGCCAGAUGUACCAUUUCGAAACCUCGCGAUGGACGUGAGGCAGAUGCCACAGGGCCACGAUGCUCUUGACCUCACGCGCAUGGUACAGCACUGCGUUCAAAAGUCAGAAAAGGCCUGGAUGUAUCCACGCGACUAUAGUGCUCUCCUCGACCAUCUCGGUGGGCCAACGGCAGUGACACCACAGCAUUAUGACCGGGAAGUCUUCAAGCGCUGGGCUGACGUUGAACUUCCAGCAGCCAACCCAACACUUGCUUUGCAAGGGGGACAAACGAGAAAGAUAAUGCGAUCCGCGGUCGUGAGAGACGAAUCGCCAUUCUUAGAGGCACAUAAAGAGAAAUUACCACGAGCACCUGCUAGUCCAUCCAGACAGGCUAUCCAAACCUCGAAACGACGAUUAAGCAACAGUGCAAAACUAAGAGGAAAAUCAAAGAAGCGCUUUGAGAAAGGACGAGACGUGGACGGAGACACAGACAUGGACAAAGGAACAAUGAAAAACAAGGCAUAUCUUAGACCAACUGCAAGGCAUAUUCUGCCACCCAAAAAAGAGAUUGAGCCGCUACCUUGUGCCAUUGAGCUCGCCUUUCGGGCCGAGGGAAUGGUGGACGAGCCCGACGCGUUCAGUCCUUACGCGUUCGGCGGUCCUCGAAGCGCGCCACCUUACCGGUCGCUACAUCAGAUGAAUCAGCCAGAUGGGAGGGAUAUCAGCGGAUGGGCAGAAAAUCUUCGAUGGGCUUCAGAACAACGGAGUUCCUUCUGGCAAAGCGCCCAGGUUGGGGCAUGGAACGAGAGCCCAAAGCAUAUGGAGCUCAUCGCAAAGAUACGGCAAGAGAAUACAUGGGCGUCUGAAGAGCUCUUGGAGCAUCUCGCGGAGAAUCAUGAUAAGACACGAUAG